AUGCUACCUAGACAUAAUUUAAUCUUGCUUCUUUCAUUUUUCAGUUCAACUACUUUUGCUGAUAGUUGGUCAAACCUGGGUUGUUACAAAAGUUCAUCUUUGUCAAAUCUACAAUCACAGGGCUACUACAUAUACCAGUCGUCUGGCCAUUGUGAACAAGUAUGUGCUGGGAAGCGGAUAGCGGCACUUAUCAGUGGUAGUCAAUGUUAUUGCGGUGACUCUGAUCCCACACUGAGUUCAGUAGAUAGCUCGAAUUGUGGCACCUCCUGUCAAGGUUACGGUACUGAAAAGUGUGGUGGAGAUGGUUAUUACACAGUUUAUGUCAAUUCCGAUGUUGAGAGUCAAGAUACACAACAGAGCAGUAGCAGCUCAAGUCUGUCAAGUACAUCGUCUACAUCGUCAUCUACAUCGUCAUCGUCAUCGUCAUCGUCAACAUCAAGCACAUCUUCCUCGUCAAGUUCAUCAUCACAACAACCACAAACUAGCACAAUAAAGGAAACCACCACGGCUCUGCCAUCGAGCACAUCUAAUGACGAAACUUCUCAAGCUCAAGCAACCACUUCGUCGCAAACACCAGAAACUAAGGUGGAAGUGGCUUCUUCAGUACAGCCAACAACCAUAGUAUCUACAGUUGUCAACUCAGCAAACACUAAACUGCAAUCAGUCAUUUAUCGUACAAUUAUUGAGUCGCCGUCAUCACAACCUUCAUCGUCAUCAGCAACUACGACAGUAUCUUCCCCUGCAUCAUCCUCAGGAGCACUCGAGGCUUCGCGAACUGGCUCGUCGGCAACUUUGCCAUCAUCCGCAUCAUCGUCGUCAUCCGAAAGUUCAAACUCAAAUAAAAACAAAGGAACUUCAGGGGGAGUCAUUGCUGGUGCUGUGGUUGGAUCAGUAGCAGGUGUAGCAGUUAUUGCCGGGUUGCUAUUUGCAUUUUGCUGGUUUAGACGUAGAAGACAGGAUGACGAAGACGUUGAUGAUCAAUUUACAUUAUCAGGACCUAAACAAGAAAUGUCCGAAGUCGAUUCACCAACUCCACCACCUAGCCUGGAUCCUAACCCAUUCUUGUUAGCUAGUGGAUACAAUUAUUUUGAUACCUCACAACAACAGCAAUUUCCAAAUGGAACAGGAAGACUGCCAUCACUACAACAAACACCAAGACAAUACAACAACAAUCAAUUGCAAGGACAUUCUCAAACUGGAAGUGGAGCCAGCGCUGCAGCUGGCGUGUUUGGCCACCAUCAACAAUCGAGCUCAAGUGGAACCAGUGGCGGUGGCGGUGACCACUCGCUAGGGUCACAUGGAGACGAUUAUGCCUUUUUCGAUAUUCAAAAUGGAGGUGAUGGAAGCCUACAUCAUACAAACAGUCUACCACACUCAAACGGGCCACACACGCAGCAGCCCCCACUACAACAACAACAACAACAACAACAAGCAUCACAUCAAUUCCAAUUCCUCAAUGCCAAUUCACCCGAGCCAGGGUUUGGACGGAGGAAAUUGAGUAAUGGUUCGCUACCAGACAUGAUAGCAAGAGAGCCAGGUUCGUUGAAAGUGGUCAAUAAUUAA
Messenger RNA from Lodderomyces theae, 1563 nucleotides. RefSeq names its product Wsc2p (gene WSC2). The record is from RefSeq and is a predicted model, not a curated record. Lineage: Eukaryota; Fungi; Ascomycota; Pichiomycetes; Serinales; Debaryomycetaceae. The coding region runs from base 1 to 1563 and encodes 520 amino acids. The transcript has a single exon.